CUGGUACUGUCAUACUAUAAAAAGUUACUACGAAAUUAUACGCUUUUCUUUUAUAAUGACGUUGUGCAACCUAACCUAACUUAAGCUUGCAAGUUGUGCGUUCAUGAGGAAGAACACUUGCUUAUGCAAAGAUAACACCAGAUAUUCUGCUCUCAUUGUGAGCAUUUUUAGGGCAGAUGUUAUGGCACUCUUUGCAUCGGAAAGAGGUCUUCCUGUUCUGAUAUAUAGAUGUAUAAAUGAUUGUUGUGCUAAGUGUAGGCGAAUGUUGAAGUGUUAGAGAUAAGCCAUAUGAUGAUAUGGAGAAGGAGAAUGAGUGUUUCCAAGAAGAUCUACGUUCUACACAGCGACGCUUACUCAAAGCAAGCCGCGAUCGAAGCUUCCUAUUAGACCGACUGUUGCAGUAUGAGAAGGUUGAUGUGUCAUCAAGUGAAAGUGAAGAAACAGAAUCUUCGGAUGAGGGUGAGACAAGCCGUCCUGACACUGCAAAAAGGAAGAAACCUGACAGUGGAGUGAACAGUCAUGUAACAAUAACCCAGCCAUCCGGAUCAACACCAAAAAUGCAGUCUUCAAUUAAGAAGAAACGGCCACCACCAAAAGCUACAAAGCAGAACAGUGUGCCGCCUUUGCAGGUGGUCGGCAGUGUUCCAGUAUCUCUGCUGUCAGACGGACAUAUGACACCAGAGGAAGUAGAGAGACAUCUUGAGUCAAGACAGACUUACUUGGAACUUGUGCCUGAGAAGGCACCUCCAACAGUUCCAACAGAAAUGUUUAGCAAUGACCCAUCUCUAGACAGUGAAUCUAACGAGGUUUGUGAAUUAGAAACAUCUCCUAGUAAUAUGGGUGAAGACUGCCUAAGUGUGGAUAUGAUUCCUGAGUGAAGAUAUCUUCCUUUGUAACCAUCAGUUUAUGUAGGACUUGAAGUUCUCACAGCAGUGGGUAAGAAGAAUUAUAUCUUCUGGGAUAUAAUGCUCUGUAGCCAAUUGAAAGGCAGAGCUUUGCUUAUUGUUCAGCCCUGAAGAUGGAGGCAAUAUGUACCUCUGAAAAUAUUAGUUGACCUUAAUUGGACUAUACAAAAUUAUAAUCCCAGAAAAUAGAACUCUUCAGAGCUACUGGACAUUAUUAAGCUUGUACAUGAAUUUUUUUCUUUACCAUGCACCUGUUACUGGAAUGAAGGUGUGACUUCUGAAAAGCAUCUGUCUUCAUCAUGGAAGAAAUGUGAAUAGUCCUUUUGCAUUUGUUGUUAAUGCUUCUUGCUGAUACAGAAUUAUCAAAAUUAUGGUGUGAUUUAUGUCACUUCUCAUAUUUAAAAGAACUGUGUGUCUUCACGGUGCUGCAGAACCUUUAAAUAAAUCAUGUAUUUAUACAAAUUA
This is a messenger RNA of Cryptotermes secundus, 1370 nucleotides long. RefSeq names its product INO80 complex subunit E. The transcript has 5 exons. Gene Ontology annotation, cellular component: Ino80 complex; nucleus. The record is from RefSeq and is a predicted model, not a curated record. Lineage: Eukaryota; Metazoa; Arthropoda; Insecta; Blattodea; Kalotermitidae. Gene Ontology annotation, biological process: chromatin remodeling. The coding region runs from base 297 to 878 and encodes 193 amino acids.